Molecule: messenger RNA, 4833 nt
Organism: Pocillopora meandrina
Lineage: Eukaryota; Metazoa; Cnidaria; Anthozoa; Scleractinia; Pocilloporidae
Source: the annotation of a GenBank genome assembly
AUGAGGCCAGCCUCAACAAUGCCAGGUGAUGACCACUCCAAACACUUCAGGAGAGAACUGUUAAACUAUCAUCAUCUUGAAGGUAAUAUUAGGAUGUUAAAUGAUGUUAAUUUUUUUGUUCAUUUUUAAAUGAGUCCCAAACUUGUAUGCCUCGGAAAGCUUUCCAGAGGGCCAUGAUAUUUUUAAAAAUCAUUCCUCUGUCCUUCUCAGGACAAAGAGCUGUAGUUGAUUGAUGUUGUGUAUCUUUUAGCUCUGAAAGGCUCCUAUGGUGAUCACUCAUCUCAUUCAUCCAUGGAAUAUAGACAGUUUCCUUUCCCUUCAACCUCAGUGUCUCAAGACAACCUUUUUCAAGAGAAAAGCCACUCUCAAAGUUAGUGAAAUUUAUCGUGAAGUGUUAUUACUAUAGUGGCCGAGAGCUGCCACUCAAAAUUUUACAAUUUUUCAAAGAUUUAAUAAAAAAUAAAAGAAAAAAUAAAUCAAAACUGAAAGUAAAAUGGAAAGUGACUGCAAAACAAAGGAAAAAGAAUAAUUGAAAGUAAAAUGAAAUAGCAAGCAAAUUUAAAAGCAAAAGUAAUUGCAUUAUCAAAGUGAAAAUCAUUUCAAAAUUAAACUGAAAUCCAAGGGCAAUUCACGGCGAAAUAAAAAAUUAAACUCAACAUCAAAUCAAAACGAAAGUCUAAUUGAAUAUCGCUGUGGCCGAGGGCUGCCACUUCCAUGAUACUGUGCGGGCGUGAUUGCAUGUCCCAUCGUGCGUUGUGUCCAUUUACUCAAGUUGUGAAGUUGUUUUGAUCUUGAGUGAUUUAGAAGAGUUUUUUAGUAUUUUGAUGUCAGAUUUCGGAGAGGCCUUGUGAGAAAAUAAUGCCGAUCUUAAAGAGGCUUUGCUGAAAUAUGUCGGGUAAGGAUUACAAAGAUGAGAGAUGUUAGAUUUCCUUAAGUCCCAAUGGACUCAGUAUGAUCUAUUGAUGUCUUGGAAGGAAAAUAAACAAACAGACCAUUAACUAAAUGAAUUGUCAGUUACGAAAUACUUGAUGUUCAAAGAAGCUUAUUCUAAUUGGUUAAUUUGUUAUUGCGCACCGUUAGGCUUAGGAAGCAGACCCGUUAUUGCAACUGGAGAUAAGAGGCCAGCCUCUAUUGUGUUAGGUGAUCACUAUUCUAAACAAUUCAGGGGAGAACUGAUAAACCGUCAUCACCAUGAAGGUAAUAUUAAAUUGUUAAAUGAUGUCAAUUUUCUUAUUUCAAACUUGCAUGGCUUGGAAAGCUUACUAGUGAGCCAUGUAAUGCUGCAAGACCAGUAGUUACAAGUCACAACCAUGUUUCUUCUCUAGACUAAGUACUUUUUGAUCGAGUGGGCCAUGGAUAUUCUUGGUUUUUUUGUCUAGUGACUUAUACCGCCGCUCUGUCUCUUGCAUGAGCGGGCUCCUAUUUACAGGGCGAGAACUGGUAAAUGGAGUUUUUACCAUGCCGAUGUUAUCACAGAAGUAUGUUACGUGAUGAAAUAAUUAUUAUAGGCAAAAGUGAUAAUUAUUAAGUUAACACAGCAGAUUUUAAUUUAUCUCUCUAGAUUACCCUGAGGAACUUGUAGAGCUGAUUAGACGAGAGCACAAGGGAGCAAUAUUGUGUCCCUUCCCUUGGUGUGAGGAUGAAUUGCAAUUCGAACUCUCUGAGAUAUUUACAAGACUGACGAUCGUUGGCCGGAAGAAAGAACGAGCGAAGUUGACAAAUAACUCCGUCAAAAUGACUGAUGUCUUUGGACCAUAUAAAAAAUGCAAAUGUGAAUGUAAAUGUAAAUGUGAACGUGAAAAACCAAGAGUGGUGUUGAUCGAGGGGCCACCUGGGAUGGGCAAAACCACUUAUUGUCAGAAGCUUGCAUAUGAUUGGUCUGUGGGGGACAUUACAACCGAAUCUUUUCCUAAAGUGGACAUGCUUCUUCGGCUGACGUGUCGUGACAUGAAGAGUGCUAACAUUGAGGACGCUAUUGAAGAUCAGCUAUUACCAACUGAUGUAAACAAGAAAGACAAGGAAACUUUUUUCCAUUUCAUUCGUCGCUAUCAAUCUAGAAUCUUGCUGGUGCUUGACGGAUUGGAUGAAUUACCGAAGAACCUUUUUAAAGAAUUUUUGCCUUUGAUCAAAGGAAGAGUUUUUCCUUUAACCUAUCUCAUUAUAACGGCUCGACACGAAGCAGGGAUGAAAGUUCGGCGACACUGUGACGCGCUGUUUGAGAUUUUAGGCUACACCAAAGAAGAUGCAGACAGUUACAUCAAGAAGUAUUUCAGCUGUCACGACAAAUCAAGGCUUGCUGGGAAACUAAUCAGGGCAAUAGACAUCGACUCACAGCUCAGGGAAUUGACUGCCAAUGCACUGAACACAGCUCUUCUGUGUCUUGUUUUUGAAGAUACAGGCGGAAGAUUGCCUUACAACAAAACCAUGUUGUAUUGUGAACUUGUUGAUUGUGUUCUGAGAAGAUAUUGUUCAAAGAAAGAAAUCCCUUUGGACGACAAACGUCCCAUAGAAAUAUAUGCGGACCAGUUGAAUCAGUUGGGCAAAUUGGCUCUUGAAGCUCUGCUAAAAGAUCAAUUAGCUUUCACUCUAGGGGAGCUUAAAAGUCAGUCAAACGAAUUCCUUGAGCUUGGAUUUCUUUCUCGAGAGGCCAGUGCAAGUAAAAUCAAACCGAAGCCAACUUAUGCAUUUAUCCACAAGACUUUUCAGGAAUUCUUUGCCGCAUUCCAUCUGGCGCUUGAAUUGGUAACUGCUGACAGGGACCAGACGGCCUUGCUGACUCAGCUUAGUCCUGUUAAUAAGUACUGGCAGGUGUGGAAGUUUUUGAUCACAAUUGCAGCAGGGAAAAGUGACAAUACUGCUAUUUUCGUGGUUUCGAGACUAUGCACUUCUUUUCGGAAUCUAAAACAUAGAAAAAGGGUGAAACGUUGGUAUAGAAAACAACCCUCAGAGUCAAGCGACUCUGAAGACGACUCUAAAGACGACUCUGAAGGCUACUCUGAAGACGACUCUAAAGACGACUCUGAAGGCUACUCUGAAGACGACUCUAAAGGUGAUCCUUACGCGGAGGAAGAAGACAAAUCGUGUAGAGGGGUGUUCUCCAGACUUUUCACUGACUAUGAUGACGAAGUCUGUGAAGAUAUUAAACAUGAAUAUGAUUGGCGGUUACCAUCUGCAGAAACUAACGAGGUUUCAUUUUUAGAGGAAACAAUUGAUACUAUUGCUCAAUGUGAACAACGUAAUAAUAAACUUAGUUCCUGCCAGAUUAAAAUGGCCAGUACGCUAGCACGUUGUUUUCCCAUGGAUAAAGUGAUAGUGAAGAGAAGUUAUUAUCUCCACACUAGGGAUGAAAUAAUAGUGGAUAUAUCGUAUAAUCGCGCUACCUUGGACUCUCAAUUUCCCCUCGUUUUUUCUGAAUAUCUUAAAGGCAACUACAAACUGAAAGAAUUAGUUUGGGACAGGGAUGCUCUGCAAACAAGUCGUUUUCUGACACCCUUACAUUUGACGACCGACCAGUUCAUCACAUUACUAGCUCCUGCUCUCCAGGCGAAUCACACGGUAACACAUUUAAAUAUGCGUGAAGUCGGAGUCGGUGAUGUGGAAGCGAAAGCACUCGGAAAAAUUCUCCAGUCAAAUCACACUUUGACUCAUCUGUGUUUGGCUGUCAAUGAGAUAACACCUAUCGGAGUUGAAGCUUUAGCAGACGCUUUAAGGUCCAAUAAAAUAUUGGAGGACUUGAAUAUCGGAGAUAACGUCAUUGGUGAUAAGGGGGCCGAAGCACUCGGAAAAGUUCUCCAGUCAAAUCAGACUUUGACUCAUCUGUGCUUAGCUGAUAAUAAGAUAACACCUAUUGGAGUUAAAGCUUUAGCAGAAGCCUUGAAGUCCAAUGAAAUAUUGGAGAACUUGAAUAUCGGAAAUAACGAUAUUGGUGAUGAGGGAGCCAAAGCACUUGGAAAAGUUCUCCAGUCAAAUCACACUUUGACUCAUUUGUACAUAGCUUAUAAUCGGAUAACACAUAUUGGAGUUGAAGCUUUGGCAGAAGCUCUAAGGUCCAACAAGAUAUUGGAGAACUUGAAUAUCGGAAAUAACUACAUUGGUGAUAAGGGAGCCGAAGCAAUUUCUCAAGUCUUGGAGUCUAAUCGAACCCUAAGGGAACUGAAUGUAGAUAUUAGAGCACACGCCUUUUGCCCACCGCAUCGCCAAAUUGGUGAUCAAGGCGUAAGAGCUAUAGCACACGCUCUCCGAUAUAAUAGUUCACUGACUCACCUAAGUAUUUGCGGAAAAACUCUUAGCGACCUGUCAUUCGCAGCGCUUGGAGAAGCCCUUCAGUCAAACUGUUCUCUGACUCAUUUAUACCUGCGGGGUUUUGAGACUAGCCUUGUCAGACAUCACUUAAUUGAUGGUUUAUCAUUAGAAACCUUUUCAAAGGCUCUUCAGUCACGCGGCACUCAGAUGACCCAUUUAGAUCUAGGUAACCUCUCAAUUAGCUCAUCAUGUGUAAUACCCCUAGCAAAGGCUCUCAGCGUCAAUGGCACUCUAAAACGGUUAGAUUUGAGUAAUAACGAAAUUGACUGUCCAGGCGCAGUAACUCUAGCACAGGCACUGAACACAAAUCAAAGCCUGAUUCAAUUGCGGCUGGGAAACAACAAAAUCGGUGAUGUCGGAGCUAAAGAAUUUGUAGAGGUUCUCCAGUGCAAUAAGACUUUGAUGUUUCUUGGCUUGAUGAACAAUCGGAUGACUAAGUCAGGACAAGACCUCUUCAAGGUUUUGAGUGGCCGAUUGGAAUCGGACAGUUUAUAUUUCUGUAGCAGUGGCCUAAACUGGAUAAGGAGUUAA